AGCUAGUCGACUUUGCCUUUGGUAAAGUAGCCGUUCUCAAACUCAUCUAGUACAAGCAUGGGUGGAAUUAGAAAGGUUUCCCGGCCCAACAAACACGAAGACUUUCGGCGUCGAUUGGAGCGCGCUUUAUCGCUGUCACCUUCCGAUUCUGACAGUAUACCGGGUUCUUCAUCAUCGGCAGAGGGUGACACUACCGAGAUCGAAUCUCUUGCGGAGAGCGACUGUCCUGGUCUCCAGCGUGAGACGGAUUUAUUUGGCAGCAUCUCGCAAGAUGCAGGAGAAUCUGUAAGCUCGGACAAUCGUAUCAUGAUCGCCUUCCAGUGUAUCUCCGAACUAGACACCCGAGUGAAGUCGAUCCAGAGCUCGCUGAGCACUCUUGCAGAUAAGACUGGAACCAUUUGCAGUGAUCUGGACGAUAUUGCUCAACGACUGGUAGCCGUGGAGGCAGCAACGAAGGCCAUAAAUUCGAAAACCCAGAGCACUACGGAAGAGAACAAUUGA
Penicillium odoratum is the source of this 501-nucleotide messenger RNA. RefSeq lists its product as uncharacterized. Bases 58 to 501 code for a protein of 147 amino acids. The record is from RefSeq and is a predicted model, not a curated record. NCBI's taxonomy places the organism in Eukaryota, Fungi, Ascomycota, Eurotiomycetes, Eurotiales, Aspergillaceae. The transcript is spliced from 3 exons.